This is a messenger RNA of Argentina anserina (silverweed cinquefoil), 1197 nucleotides long. RefSeq lists its product as uncharacterized. The transcript has 2 exons. NCBI's taxonomy places the organism in Eukaryota, Viridiplantae, Streptophyta, Magnoliopsida, Rosales, Rosaceae. The record is from RefSeq and is a predicted model, not a curated record. The coding region runs from base 1 to 1197 and encodes 398 amino acids.
AUGAAUUCCAAUUGGUUUUCUCAAUGGAAUGAGAGGCGAUGUGAAGACGAUGAAGACGAUGAAGAAAAUGAUGCACACAGAAGAAGAGAUACAACACAGGUUUUAGCGGAAGCAGCUGGAUGGUUAGCUACUAACCCACUCCAACAACAACCUCAGUGGGGCGGUUCUGUACCAGGCCGUGCUACUCUUCAUCGAGAACGUGAGGUAGCUCAUCAAAAAAUAUUAAGGGAUUAUUUUGUAGCUGACCCUGUAUACCCUCCCGAAAUGUUUAGACGACGUUACAGGAUGAGGCGUGAAGUGUUCCUUCGCAUGUUAGAUGAUGUGCAGGCAGCAGAUCCAUACUUUAGGCAGUCACAAGAUUGUGCUGGGCGUCUAGGGUUCUCGCCUCACCAAAAAUUGACAUGCGCAAUCCGAAUGUUAGCCACUGCAUGUGCAGUAGAUUCUCUAGAUGAAUCCUUUUCUAUGCCUCAAUCAACAUGGAAGAAUUGUCAAGUUGGAUGGCAGGACAACUUUAGUGGAAAAUCCAAAAAACCAACAAUUGUUCUUGAAGCCGUAGCAGGUCCAGACACUUGGAUUUGGCAUGCAUUCUUUGGAAUUCCUGGAGCCCAAAAUGACAUCACUGUGCUCGGACGCUCACCACUUUUUGAUGCUCUAGUAGCAGGUCAGUCACAACAACUUAACUAUAAUGUUAAUGGCACUGCUUACGAAUUUGGGUACUACCUUGCUAAUGGCAUCUACCCUAAGUGGGCAACACUUGUGCAAUCAAUUAAGCAUCCAGAGAAUGAUGCAGAAGUGUACUUCUCCACUAAGCAGGAGGCAUACCGAAAGGAUGUAGAAAGAGCAUUUGGUAUUUUGCAAGCACGAUUUAUAAUUGUGAGGCAACCUGCAAGAGGUUGGGAACGAGAUUCAUUAUUGACAAUCAUGUUAGCUUGCAUAAUACUUCAUAACAUGAUUGUUGAGGAUGAGCGAGAUGACUACUAUAAUGGUGAGUCUGACGAUGAUGAGCCAAAUUCAAAUAUGUCAAGAAGAGCUCGUGCAAAAAUAUAUGAUGACCCAAACUUACCGCGUGAUCCAAGAACCGGACAUAUCACAAUGGUUGAAUACAUGUCACGUUAUCGAAGAGUACGCUCUCGUGCUGGAAAUAAUAAUCUACGAAAUGACCUUGUCCAACAUGUUUGGUCAAACAGACGACAAUAG